AUUGUGGUAUCGAAUUUUGUUGAAAAUUUUAAAAUAGAUUAUGAACCGUAUAGACGUUGGGUGUUGAAGAAUGGGCGAACCCGAGCAGUGGCAAAGUUAUAGCAGAAGAGAAGAGAAGAGAGGAAGAGAGGAAGAGGAAAUUUGCAGAAAAGACGAAGUCCUUUAAUGGUAUUAAAUUGAGUGAGGAUUAAAAUGUGUUGAAAAUAGGAGAGUUUGGUUUGAGAAAGUAGUGAGUGAGAUGAGGAAUGAAAGGAGGUGUGAUUCGAAGCAAAAGUAUGUGUUCCUUAAGGUUGCGGUGUCGUGUCUCUUGGUGGGUGUCGCUAUUCGCAUCCUCUUGGCGGAUUCAUUCAGCAGCUUCACCUUGUUAUCUGUGGUGCACACACACACACCUUCUCCAAUUCCUUCUUUUCCCUCUCCGCCUCCUCAUUCUCUUCCUUCUCCCAAUCCUAAUCCUAAACAUUUAGAUGCAGUGAAGUGUGAUCUGUUUGUGGGAGAUUGGGUGGCCGACCCAUCUGCUCCAAUGUACACCAAUGAUAGCUGCCGUGUGAUGGAUGCUCAUCAAAAUUGCAUCACCAAUGGACGGCCUGAUUCCGGCUACCUUUAUUGGAGAUGGAAUCCAAGGGGUUGUCAAUUACCCAAGUUCAGUCCAAACAAAUUCCUUCACAUUAUGAGGGAUAAAUCAUGGGCCUUUAUUGGUGAUUCCAUCUCUCGCAACCAUGUGGAAUCGCUACUUUGCAUUCUCUCUCAGGUGGAAGUAGGUGUUGAGGUGUACCAUGAUGAGGAAUAUAGAUCAAAGACAUGGAAGUUCCCCUCCUACAACUUCACCCUCUCAGUAAUAUGGAGUCCAUUGCUUAUGAAAGCAGAUAUAUUUGAGGACAUGAAUGGAGUUUCCUCUAAAGAAAUACAACUUUAUCUUGACACUGUGGACGACAAAUGGGCCAACCAAUACAAGAAUUUUGACUACGUUGUAAUUGCAGGUGGAAAGUGGUUUCUCAAGACAGCAAUAUACCAUGAAAACAACAUGGUAACAGGUUGUCACAACUGCCAUGGAAAGAAUCUAACAGAGGUAGAAUUCCAAUACGUGUACCACAAAGUACUGAAGAAAGCUUUUGAAUUCAUGGCAAACUCAGAGCACAAAGCAGUUGUUUUCUUCAGAACCACUACACCAGAGCACUUUGAGUAUGGAGAAUGGUUCAAUGGAGGGCAUUGCAAUAGGACAGUGCCCUUCAAAGAGGGACAAAUAAAUUUGGGUUAUGAGGAUUCCAUCAUGAGAGACAUUGAACUUGAGGAGUUCCGCAAGGCACAGAAUGCAAGUGCCCAUAAAUUUAAACUUUUGGACACUUCUGGGCUCUCACUUCUGAGGCCUGAUGGGCAUCCAGGCCCGUUUCGCCAAUUCCACCCUUUGCCCAAUGCUACGGUCCAGAAUGAUUGCCUGCAUUGGUGUCUCCCAGGCCCAAUUGACUCCUGGAACGACAUACUUUUGCAAAUGCUCACAAUGUGAUCAUUUAUGUAAAUGAUCUUUUAAAACAAUUCUUUAUUAAACAUACUAUUUCUAUGAGGGUAGUUUUUAAUAAAUUUUGACCAAUAAUAAAGAGUGUGUUUGAGAGUAUAAUAUACACAUAUCAUAUGAAUUGAAUAUGAUUACUAAAGAAUACCGAAACGUGAAAUUAGGAUUAAACAGAAUUGAAGAGGGCCAAAUAACAACAUUUACGCUACUUGCAAGACGAACAGAUUCAUUGAUAUUAGGGUACGUAAGCGGAUCACUAUUCAUUGGAGACUCAUAUAUACUGGGCCACGUUCAGGUCCAUGUCCAACAAUCAUCGACAAAAUUCCAAU
Molecule: messenger RNA, 1836 nt
Organism: Cajanus cajan (pigeon pea)
Lineage: Eukaryota; Viridiplantae; Streptophyta; Magnoliopsida; Fabales; Fabaceae
Gene: TBL26
Product: TRICHOME BIREFRINGENCE-LIKE 26
Cellular component (GO): Golgi apparatus
Molecular function (GO): O-acetyltransferase activity
Source: RefSeq, a predicted model, not a curated record